Peniophora sp. CBMAI 1063 is the source of this 876-nucleotide messenger RNA. Lineage: Eukaryota; Fungi; Basidiomycota; Agaricomycetes; Russulales; Peniophoraceae. The record is from the annotation of a GenBank genome assembly.
AUGGCACCAACCACACGUGCUUCUCUUGCCCCCACUACUCCCCAGAAGCCUAUCAGCAAGACGCCCUCCACCAGCCCAGAAGGCAGAAAGACUCCUCAUUGUCAAAUCUGUAAAAAGCCUCGCAAGGGCCAUCCGCGCCAGGGUUGCCCAAAUCAACCGCCGGCGGAUGAAGCGCUGGACGCGCCCGCACCCGAUCUUCGUCUUGCGAAUGCUCUCAGUUCGCUACGAAUAGGCUCAGAGGAGAGGAACGCCACUCCAUCUGUCACUCCCACCUCCAACUCUGCGGUGGCCAAGGACCCUUUCUCGAAGGCGAAGAUUAGGAAAGAGCAAGGCCGCAUCAUGCCUGGCACUCUGCUGCAGCCCACGGACAGUCUACUCGUGACCGACCCUCCCAGCCUCCCGUCUAGUCAGCGUACGGAAAUAUGGAAUCCCGACGAGCCUGAGGAGGGCUCCAAGCCUUUGACCGAACCUUCGUCGCUCGCACAGCAACCCACCGCCCACUCAUCACGUUCUCUCAUACGUUCCGCCAGUAUGAACGCCAGGGAAGACUUUCUCGAAGACCUUGACCGCGUUGCGGCCCGUGUGCCAGUUUCCGUGUACAUCGUGCCCGCUGCGGAUGUGGAGCAGCUACAGUCGUCUGCGAAGAAGGUCGGGUUCCGCACGGCCACGGUUAUCCCGGAGAAUGGUACGCGGAAGGAUGAGGCGAUAUUGGUCAUUGGCACGGAGGAUACGGCGGUAGGCGAUGUGCGCGAGAGGCUUGUGAAGGAGGAUGCUGCCACGGCCAAGUGCACCGGCCGCAAAAGCUAUGGUCUAGCACAGGUCGCCGGAGGGGCAAUGGUCGGCGCAGCAGCAGUAUUCGCAGGUCUCGCUAUGUGA